UGCAACAAUAGACAAAGAGAAACGCGGAUCCCAUCUGUCAGACCGACACUGUACUGGUCAACAAUAAUGCUGAGAAGGACAAAGGAUCUCUGUACUUAAAGAUACUAAAGGCAGGUCUGCUGAGGAUGAUGGGCAGCCUGCCCCAGUUUGCACCCUUGAAGCUCCGCCCGUCCGCUGUGCGCCUCCUCAGUCCUCAUUCAAAACACAACACAGCUGUUGAGAGGUGCACUGUUGUGCUGCGUAGCGUUGUGGUUUAUAACGAAAUGCGGAGCGCCGUCCUCUGAUGUUCCCGCUGGAAUAUCAUCAGACGGAGACGGAGGAAAACGGCGCAUUUCGGCUGCAGAAGCAGACAUCUGAGAAAGCCAGGACCCUAUAGAGAGGGAGAGAAGUGAACACAGACCAACAAGCAUCUUUCCCUCUGGCACUAUGCGCAUCUGACACAUAUCUGCUUGUGUUUAUGUCCAGAGAGCCGAGCAGGCUUUACUGCAGCUGAGAGCGAUGAAUGGUCUCCUGCGUUGAAGCUCGAUGGUAUGGGAAUAAUGGACCUUCCUAAUGGCCAGUUAAGCAUCUCCAACACUGCUGCAACGGCCUCAGAGAAGAGCAGCAGCUCAGAAUCUCUCAGUGAUAAAGCAUCUUCAGAGCUGAAGAAGAGUUUCGAUGCCGUCGUGUUCGAUGUGUUGAAGGUCACUCCCGAGGAGUAUGCAGGCCAGAUCACCCUCAUGGAUGCUCCUGUGUUCAAAGCCAUCCAACCAGAGGAGCUGUCUAGCUGUGGCUGGAACAAGAAGGAGAAGCACAGCUCUGCUCCAAAUGUUGUGGCCUUUACCCGCAGGUUCAAUCAGACGAGUUUCUGGGUGGUAAGAGAGAUCCUUCACGCUCAAACGCUGAAGAUCCGAGCCGAAGUCCUGAGUCUCUACAUCCGCACUGCCAAGAAACUGUGUGACAUGAACAACCUCCAUGCUGUCAUGGCUGUGGUGUCAGGGCUACAAAGUGCGCCCAUCUUCAGGCUCACAAAAACGUGGGCAUUACUGAGUCGAAAGGACAAGUCUACGUUUGAUCGGCUCGACUACCUGAUGUCCAAAGAAGACAACUACAAACGUCUGAGAGACUUUAUUAGCAGCCAGAGCAUGGUCUCUUGCAUACCCUACCUAGGGAUGUACCUGUCCGACCUGACAUACAUAGACUCGGCCUACCCCUCCACAGGCAGCAUACUGGAGAACGAGCAGAGGUCCAACCUGAUGAACAACAUCCUCCGAAUCAUAUCGGACCUGCAGAGAUCUUGCACCUACGAUAUCCCAGUGUUGCCUCACAUCCAGAAGUAUUUGAACUCUGUCCGGUAUAUCGAGGAGCUGCAGAAGUUCGUGGAAGAUGAAAAUUAUAAGUUGUCCCAGAAGAUCGAGCCAGGUACCAGCACCCCUCGAGCCAACGCCUCCAAAGAGGAUCUUGUUGGCCAGGAGGCGUCAUCCUCUCCUCUUUGUGGUCGCAAGGGUUCGAUAGCAGCUGAAGUCCCAGCCACUCCUCCAUCCCCCAGGAAUCUGCUGCCCUAUGGACACAGGAAGUGUCACAGCCUGGGCUACAAUUUUAUCCAUAAGAUGAACACAGUAGAGUUUAAAAGUGCCACAUUUCCCAACGCUGGCUCCCGUCAUCUGCUGGAUGACAGUGUGUUGGAGAGCCACAGUCCCACCAGGGGACAGGCAGAGAGCUCAACUCUGUCCAGUGGCAUUUCGCUCGGGAGCAGUGAGGGCUCCGAGCUCAGUGAGGAGAUGUCUUGGCCAGCUUUUGAGAGGACUCGGUUCUAUCACUCUCUGGGCCCAGUGACCCGUGUGGCCCGCAUCCCGUACAGAGGAGUCCUGAGGCCCAGCAGCUCGGCUGAGUCAGAGGAACUUGCCGUUCACUUGUAUCCCGGAGCAGUCACCGUCCAAGGGGUGCUAAGACGGAAGACCGUGCUUAAGGAGGGCAAGAAGCCAACUGUGGCAUCUUGGACCAAAUACUGGGUUGCGCUUUGUGGAGCUCAGCUUUACUACUACCCUGCCAAGUCCCUGAAGGCCACAGAGAGGAAGCAUUUUAAGUCCACAUCCAGCAAGAGCGUGUGUGUGGUGGGUCUCAUGGCCAUGAUGGCUGAUGAUCCAGAACAUCCUGAUGUCUUCUUGCUGACUGACUCUGAGCAUGGUAACACAUACAAGUACCAGGCAGGGAACAGGAUGAAUGCUUUGCUUUGGUUCAAACAUCUUAGUGCUGCCUGUCAGAGCAAUAGGCAACAGGUACCAACCAAUCUGAUGUCAUUUGAGUGACUGCCGGUGAGAAGAGAGGGAUGAGGAAAUGGAACAAGGAGGACGAGGAAGUGGAAGCGUUCACUGCCAUGAGCCCCAACAGACCGAUUCUCCGACUCUCACCCCGACCUCACUGCAGCCUCACCUGCCACCACUGCCUUAACCAGAGUUCCUAGUGUGUCUGUGUGUGUGAGCGCAGGUCUGUGUGGAGAGAAGAGACUGCUUUGGAUGUGCUGACCACUGAACAAGUACCUGAACCACUGCUCCCUCUCCCAGUCGCUCUCUGUGUCUUUUGUUCAGCACUUCAGUGGAGCCCUUUCACUUUCCCUCACACUCAGACUGAACAUCUGCAGCUUCAUUAAUGUUCAAGAGGCAAACCUACUUUAAUGAUCAGAUGUAGGAUUUCCAGCACUUACUCGGUUGUGCACACAGUCAGAACACGAUGGGCUUUGGAUGGCUCCAGAAAACAUUUUUACUUGAUUGUUACCAUUUUUGAUGCUUAUGUUGGAUGAAAGAAACCAUUAGUUAGAUCUCACACACACACACACAAUGUUCUCUCAUUACUUUAGUGUGAAGGUAAGGGCUCCAGCUCCUGCAGAAAGAAUUUCCUUAUUCCUGAGUGUGUAGAGUUUUUUGUGGAGAACUUACCCUGUUUCUUUGUAAUUUACUGAAUUUACUAGAUGUUUGUAUAACUGCAUCGGGGGGGUUGAACUUCUUUAGAUUCUCAGAAAUCUUGUCUGUGGUCCACAGUGGUACGAAACUCCCAGAAUCUAAGCUAAGGCAUGUUCACGGUUGGACAGAUGCUUUCCAGUUGUUAAUUUUUCUUUUUUUUUAUUCCACUGUUUUCAUCAGAGAGGAAAUGCUGGGUUUCCUGGACUCACGCAUAUGAAACACUAAAGACUUGAAGCUGUGAAAGUCCAGGAGGGAACGAAACAAGAACUAAUGACUUUUGAUUUUAUCUCCUCUGUUCCCCUCUGGUGCUCUCGGUAAUUGGGAGCCUCUGUUCUGGAGCAGACACUCGAAGCUACCUGGAGCCGUACAGAGCCUGUUUUAAGUCAGUUUUUUCUGUGUUGUUAGUUAAAUGUUGUUGUUUUUGUUUUGGGAGGGAUGGUGCAGUUCACAGUAUUACCGUUUAAUUGACGAUUGCACAGCAACAUAGGCUUGUCUGUUACUUACAAACGUUAGGCUGUUAUGUUCUGCAAUUUCUGCUUUUGGAACAUUUACUUUGAACCCUUUAUUAUUAAUGUGUGAAUUUUCAGAAAAAUUAUCUUUUUUUCGGUGCUUUAACCAGUCCCAGCUCAGUUUUAGGCCCCUAAUGAAGUGGCAUCUUGGUUGGAGAACAAAGAACCCUAACAGGUUGCAAUUAGUGCUAAGUGACGUGAGCUUCACAGUUUUUUCCCUCAGGUUGAUGAGACAUUGAAGGGUUAUUAGUUGCAGGCAGCGUGCAGCAGAAAUACUAACAUGAAAACAUGAGCAGAACCUGGCAGAGGAGAGGUGGGGGGGUAUCCAGAAAUAAUUCAUUUUGUAACCAGGCAUUAGUUUACAUUGUACUGGUGCAUCUCAGUGAACCAGAUAAUCUUGGGAAAGUUAAUUUAUUUCAGCAAAUAUAGAAACAAAUAGAUUACACACAGCAUGCUUUCUACUUGUAGUGUUUGUUUCUGGUAAUUUUUAAUAUUCUGGCUUACAGCUAAUAAAAACACACAACUCUCUUUCUCAGAACAUUACAUAACUCUGAAGCCUGGAGGAAGUCUGUGGAGUCACACCUUUUGAAUCUCCUCCAAGCUCUUGAAUUAACCCACUUUUUCCUGAAACACAUUUUUUCCUUCUACUAAACCUUCCAUUAACAUGCUUGGAUACACCUGUGAACAGCAAGCUUCUUUUAGAAGUGGCUUUGUGCGGCUUUCCCAACUUGAGGAGGGUUUCACUGUCUGUUUCCAUUAGCUGUGAGCUAAAUUUGUUAAAGUUAGCCGGGAAAAAAGCGUGGCACGUUUGAUGCUGCUUAUAGGUAAUCUGUAUAAUAUGAGUUAUACUUUUUAAAUUGAAUUACUGAAUUAAGCCAAAAUUUCGGGGAGAUAGUAAUUUAUUUAGAUGCACCUGUAUGUUUACACAGCCUAACCCCCUCGCUGCAUUAUUAUCACUUAUUAGUGGGAAGUGAUUUUUGUACAGGCACAUGUACAGUCUGUCUCUGAGGUACAGGGCUGGAAUAGAGUUUAUUUGAGGUUGUUGAUGGGAGGCACUGGUCAACAUUUCCAAAAUCUCUUAACUUUUCCCUCAUCUUAUUCGUCUCUGAAGUAAUUCCCAUAUCACAUAGGCACACCAGUGUAGAAAAUCUGUCUUUUAGCACAAUAUACUGUACAGUUUAACGGUUCAAAUGAGCCACUUUUGUUUGGGGUCAGACAUUACGUUGUCGGAUAGGAUCAGUUUAGGAAACAAAUGAGAUGUUAAAAGUGGACUAACCUGUGGAAGAAUUAAUGAGGAAGCCAAAGAAAGGCAAAUGUAAUGUGACAGUCUCUGCAAGUAUGAGUGUGUGAGGAUUUGGGUGCCUGUUCAUACUUCUCUAUUUUUUUUAAAAACCAAUGUAAUCAAAGCCAGUUGAGGCGGCUUGCCACUGCUGAGCAGUGGGGCGGCGGGCGACCAGCUUACCCAAUCAUCCGUGUGACUGACAGCUCACACUACGACUCCACGCCGGCUUGUUUUGCACUGGAUGAGGGAAGGAAAGAGGGCUUGACGUGGAAACUGAACCAGAUCCACUGCAGAAAGAGGGACUGCUUAAAGGAACAGUGCCACAAACUGUGGAGACAGGCUGGUGUUUGGCCCAAAGGGACAAUAAGGUUAAAUAACAUUUAACCAUGAUUGCUGGUGGCUGUUUCCUAACCGAUGUGUGCAGGCCUGCUCAGCCAGCUGUCACUGGUAAGGUACCGAGUGACUACAUGCAGCUGAGUACGAAUCAAAGCAAAGAAUGUGAGAAUCUGCAGAAAGGACUGUGGAGCAAAGUAGCUGGGAUGGAUAACAAUCUUGACAGCAAUCACAUUUCCUUUUUAUUGCAUUGCAUUUGCUGUAUCUGACGCUAAUUGACAAUGAUAAAUGAAAUAACAACCUAUGUAACUGAGUUUUAUACCAGAGUAAUUAAGUGCUUUAUGGGCAUCUGUGAAUUUGAGUUUAAUAAUCAUGACGAGCACUUUUUUGAUGUUUCCCCUCACUGUUAUCUGGGUUUACAUUAUUAUUUUUAUUCACUUCUGUACAGUGUAUGGUCAACAUAAUGGAAACGCACUGAAUUAAUUUUGGGAUGUUUCAGUCUUGGAUACUGAGCCAACAUUGCCCCUCGAUCCAUUUGUUUUGUUUGGGAGUAUUAGUCGCUCUUUAACCCUCCUUAAUGUCCAUGCUUUACUUUUCACUGCUUUACUAGAUUGUUUCUUUUAAACUGACCAUAUUCUCUGCAAAUGCACAGCUUCCUCUGUAUUCGUUUUAAGUCACCUUCCUGAUUUCAGUCGAGCAAAGCGUUCAACCUGAGGAAGUGUUAGUUUAUUCUUUGAACCAAUGUGACUCUGUGCCACCCGUCAGGUAUCGUUCACUGUUUACCAAGAACAGCAGCAGCAGGAGCCGCCGGACGAUGGCGGCGAUACCCUUCCCUGACUCCAUGUGUCUCUGUUUACCUAUGUCAUGACUGUGGCGAGCACCAUGACCUCUCCUCUGAGUGAUGUGCUGCCUGGUGUGAAGACUGACAACCAAUAAACACUCUGCCCUGUUUUUUCUUUUUUAUUCCACA
Girardinichthys multiradiatus is the source of this 6033-nucleotide messenger RNA. It is a transcript of the gene ralgps2, whose product is annotated as Ral GEF with PH domain and SH3 binding motif 2. Bases 531 to 2288 code for a protein of 585 amino acids. Gene Ontology annotation, biological process: positive regulation of GTPase activity; Ras protein signal transduction. Gene Ontology annotation, cellular component: plasma membrane. The transcript is spliced from 21 exons. Gene Ontology annotation, molecular function: guanyl-nucleotide exchange factor activity. NCBI's taxonomy places the organism in Eukaryota, Metazoa, Chordata, Actinopteri, Cyprinodontiformes, Goodeidae. The record is from RefSeq and is a predicted model, not a curated record.